ACACACUUCCGAUACUAUGCUCCUAGAAUCUCAUUUUUGUGUUGGGUUGUUUUAAGGGGAAACCAUAUACUACAGACAGAACACAGUCCGACCUGCCCGCCACACAAUUUCAUGUUCACUCAGUUGAAUUAAUCGUGAAUCUUUAUUUCAUUGGGAACAGUUUUUUUUUAUUUGUCGCGUAAAAGUAAAAUUCUAUAAAUAUUUAUUUAAGGAAAAAUUACAAAAAGAAAAACACAUAUAUUACUUAAACAUAUUGUUUGGUGUGAUAAUCUUGUAAAUUCAUACAAAAUGUUAAUGACUGGUGCAACAGAAACAGAUACAGCGAGUUUGGGCUUAGUGCCGCAGAGAACUACAGCUACAGCGGCUAUUCAACAGAGAGAUACAACAUGGACAAAACUGUUUGUAGGAGGCUUGCCAUAUCACACCACAGAUAAAAGCCUCCGAGAUCACUUCUCCGUAUUUGGUGAUAUAGAAGAAGCUGUUGUUAUAACUGACCGUCAAACAAACAAAAGCCGUGGAUAUGGAUUUGUAAUUAUGGGAGACAGAGCUAGUACUGAAAGAGCAUGCAAAGACCCAAACCCAAUAAUAGAUGGACGAAAAGCAAACGUAAAUUUAGCGAUUCUAGGUGCCAAGGCCCGUAUGAAUAUAGCUCCUGGAUUUCCCUAUGCCGCUGCUGCUGCUGCGAGUUUGAGGGCUGGAUAUUCGAUAAUACCAAAUCAAUUCGGUGUUCCCCCACCAUACAUUUACGGAUCACCCUACCUUAGUGCUGCUGCAACGGCCUCUGCAUCAGCAAAUACAGCUAAUGCAGCGUCCGGUUUAGUACCAAUACAGGCUUCGCAGUUAUCGCAUGCUGCCGCGAUUGCUGCAGCGACCAAUCAAUUUUAUGAAUAUCAUAACGCUGUUGUUGCUGCUGCCGCUGCACCAUAUGGUGGACAAUAUCCUACUGGCUUUGAAGCAUAUCCAUAUUCUGGCACCGUGGCAGGUAACUGCUUUACUGAACUAGGAAAUGCAGCAACUGCUGGAUAUGUAACACCUUACACAUAUGCAACUCUACCGCAUACAGGAGCCGGUGCUGCGACGGGUGCUUUUGCAGCUUUAAGUCCCUAUCAACAAGCUACAAAUGCUUCUUUACAAGACACAAGACUUCAAUAAAAUUUUAACAUUUUAGAAAUUGUUUCUUGUCAGCGAAUAACAUUUUAAAUUAUAUAACAAAUAUUACAUGACAACCGUUAUACUGAUGGGCAAUGAGCAGGGAUAGUAGUGUAGAUGUAGAGACUAAAAAGUUUGUUCAUACUUUGAUAUCAUUUACUUUGAUUAUACGUGAACCGUUUGUCAUAUCUUCCAACUUAACACUGUGCAAACAUUUUUGCGAUCUUAUGUAUCACGUAGGAUAAAGCUUUUCUUGUUCACACCAAUGUGAUUAAGUUUGAUAAGACAUAGAUAGUUAUAUUGAAAUCAACAACCUUUGAUGUUGGCUAGUAACGAAUAGUUGGUAAUUUAUCAAUAUCAAGAUAAGGUUGCAUAUAUCUCUUAAUGUUAACUUAAAUUUCUUCGCAACCAAAAUACACUAUAACUUGCAAUAUAAGCGAAUCCUUGUCUAAAACCAAAUAAGAAUUAUAAACUUAAAAUGAGUACAUAUUAUUACCAAAGACUUUAGAUUAAGAAAAAAAAUGAUUUGGAUGGUUUGCAAUUAAAUAUGCACACUAUUUAUACUUAUUUAAACAAAAUAUUUCAAAUUUAUACGUAGCCCAUAGCGACUAUGUUAAGAAUAUUCUUUAAUUUUAUUGAUGCCAUUCAUAUGUAAAUACAAAAAAAAAUAGAAAAAUUCAUUAGAUAAUAAUUCACAAUAUUUUCACUAAGGUGACUCAAUAAAAAUAAAUUAUUGUAAUGAAUAUUAUGCAAUA
Messenger RNA from Eupeodes corollae, 1904 nucleotides. RefSeq names its product RNA-binding protein 24-B-like. The transcript is spliced from 7 exons. Gene Ontology annotation, molecular function: RNA binding. The record is from RefSeq and is a predicted model, not a curated record. Lineage: Eukaryota; Metazoa; Arthropoda; Insecta; Diptera; Syrphidae. Gene Ontology annotation, cellular component: cytosol. Bases 289 to 1152 code for a protein of 287 amino acids.